Messenger RNA from Zasmidium cellare ATCC 36951, 657 nucleotides. RefSeq lists its product as uncharacterized. The record is from RefSeq and is a predicted model, not a curated record. NCBI's taxonomy places the organism in Eukaryota, Fungi, Ascomycota, Dothideomycetes, Mycosphaerellales, Mycosphaerellaceae. The transcript has a single exon. Bases 1 to 657 code for a protein of 218 amino acids.
AUGAGCACUACCGGCAGCGAUACCUUUCGCUUCAUGGAUCUCCCUCCUGAACUUCGAGAGAUGGUCUACGAGUAUCUCGCCGAAGAUGAAAUCAGCAUCGCCGAACCCGAGCUAGAAGCCAGUCUCUCCGUCCAGGACGCCCCACUGACCAACAUGCUGCUCGUCAAUCACGAGAUCAAGAGCGAAUAUUACAAGAUCGCUGCCAAGAAGAAAACUCUCGUCUUCUCAGAUCAUGAGAAUUUCAACUUUACACUACUGCCAGUGCCGACAAACGUUCUGAACGUAACGAAGAUUUCCUUCCGCAACUUCGUUGUAUGCGAAGACAAAUGCCCAACGGACCGUACUUAUUGCGAGGCCGCCACCGACUUACAGCAGACCGUUGAGCUCAUCCUCAAGGUUCAGUCUAUUAUGCAGCAUGUGCCCACUCUCGAAGUAAAUCUUGGGCUUUGGUGGAAGGGAGACGAAAAGUAUGUGUGGCCCAACACACCGCACCGGCAGGACGUUAUCGACGUACUCUACAACAGGCUCAUCGAAGUCCCCAAGCUCUCGCGUGUCAACGUGUAUCGCUCACCUCAACGCUGUCUCGAGCCAAACAGACUCGUGGACGCAACCAAGCUCAUAGCCACUUGGACGAAGAACGCUGGUUGGCAGUCUUAA